This is a messenger RNA of Cydia fagiglandana, 4730 nucleotides long. RefSeq names its product ATP-binding cassette sub-family G member 1. Gene Ontology annotation, biological process: transmembrane transport. Gene Ontology annotation, cellular component: membrane. Lineage: Eukaryota; Metazoa; Arthropoda; Insecta; Lepidoptera; Tortricidae. The transcript has 14 exons. The record is from RefSeq and is a predicted model, not a curated record. Gene Ontology annotation, molecular function: ABC-type transporter activity; ATP hydrolysis activity; ATP binding. Bases 375 to 2237 code for a protein of 620 amino acids.
GAUCCGCCGCGCAUAACAUAAACAAUAUGCUCGAGAUUCACAUGUACCCCAAAUUAAAAAAAAGUUGCCAGUAUAUACGUUGACUCGCGGCGUGAGUGAGCAUUUCUAUGACAGAUAAAUAUCAAAAAAAUAGCGUGACGGUUAGAUUUAGAAAUAUUUUACUGCUUUUUUGUUGUGGUUUUUAUAGAUAUUAAUAGUAUUGUGAGUGGUUUGGAUGAGUAAACAUUAGGUGUUUUGAUACGUAUAAAAAAAUUAGAAAUAUCCAACAUAAUUUUCUAUAGUGAACAUUCUUUUUCAACCCGACCAAAUAUCCAAACAUACUAAGUGACUUUAGACUAUGCUAUAGACAGUUAUUCUCAAAGUGGUUACCAAAAAUGGCGGUGGCUUCGGCAAUGCUGAAAGGGUUGAGCAAUAUGAUCACUGGGGGUGAGCGUGAAAAGGCGCCCGCGGUCGACAUGCCCUCUUCUGUGGAUAUCCAGUUUACUAAUCUCUCGCUUACAGUCACUGAAGGGUUCAGGAAGAAAAGAACGAAGACUAUCCUGAAGAACAUCUCCGGCCUGUUCCGCUCCGGGCAGCUGACGGCCAUCAUGGGGCCCUCCGGCGCCGGCAAGUCGUCUCUCAUGAACGCACUCACUGGCUUCUCCACGAAGGGCGUGACGGGCAUGAUCAGGGCGGGCAACAGUGUCUGCCAGUUGGAAACACAUCAGCGGUCAAUGCGCGCACUAAAACACUACCGCAGCAAAUCAGCAUACAUCCUUCAGGAUGACCGCAUCAGCCCGCUGUUCACAGUCGAGGAGCUGAUGAAAUUUGCUGCCGACAUGAAACUAGGCAACAUGACCGAUAAACUGAAGCUUACUAUGAUAAGCGAAGUGCUGGAAGACCUGGGAUUGUCUGGCACAGAGAAGACGCGGUGCGGUAACCUGUCAGGCGGGCAGCGGAAGCGGCUGUCCAUAGCGCUGGAACUGCUGGAUAACCCUCCAGUACUGUUUCUGGAUGAACCCACCACCGGACUGGACAGCGUGACGUCAGCACAGUGUAUAGAAAUGCUAAAAAAUUUGGCGCGUUCAGGCCGAACCGUCGUAUGCACCAUCCAUCAGCCUACUGCCUCUAUAUACUCGCUCUUUGAUCAGGUAUACAUCUUGGCAGACGGUAUGUGCGUAUACCACGGCGCGAGCGAGAACACAGUGCCGUACCUCGCCAGUGUUGGUCUCCAGUGCCCGAAAUACCACAAUCCCGCCGACUACAUGCUAGAAAUAGCGAACGGCGAAUACGGCAGCUUCAACGAGCUAUUAGCAGUGGAAUGCAACAAGAUGGACUGGACACGCGCACCGACGCUGAUGCCCAGCAAAGCCGAUCAGCUAUGCAAGACCACCAUCUCUGCUGCGGUCAGACCCCCGUCCGAGUGGUACAGAUUGGGCGUACUGUUUCGGCGGUGUUUUAUACAACAAUAUAGAGACUGGACGGUGACCCACCUAAAAGUUUUGUUACACAUCAUGGUGGGCGUGUUGCUGGGAUUUCUCUUCGACGGAUCAGGGAACGACGGCGCCAAGACAUUCUCGAACCUUGGCUACCUGAUGAUAUCCAUCGUCUACCUGAUGUACACGUCGCUUAUGCCCGGGAUAUUGAAGUUUCCCGCCGAGCUGUCGAUCAUAAAGAAAGAAACGUUCAAUAAUUGGUACCAGCUGAAGACGUAUUACAUAGCGCUGCUGUUCACUGGCGUUCCAAUUCAGAUCUGGUACUCGUUCGUGUACUCAGCGCCCUCAUACUUCUUAACGGAGCAACCUCAGGAUCUAUCGCGGUUCGCGAUGUUCGUGUUGGUGCUUUCGCACACCACGCUACUCGCUGAUGCGCUUGGCAAUCUGAUUGGGACCUUUCUCAAUCCCAUCAACGGCACAUUCUGCGGCGCCAUCUACUCGUGCUGCAUGCUGGUGCUGGCGGGGUACCUGGUGCUGCUGUCGCACAUGUCCUGGUUCAUGCGGCUGCUCUCCAACGCCUCCUUCAUCCGCUACGCCUUCGAGGCCAUCAUCUUGUGCAUCUACUCGUUCAACCGCCAGGCGCUACCCUGCCCUGAAUAUCAAGAUUACUGCCAUAUGAAGCACCCAAAGGAAGUCAUCAAGUUGUUCAGCUACAAGCCGGACAACUUCUGGGUGGACAUCGUCCUGCUGUUCCUGACUAUCGUGUUCUUUAGAGUGGUGGCUUAUCUCACUCUACGUCGGAGUAUCAAACGAUCUGGUUAAUACUAGUUAUAGCAAUACUUAAGAGCUGUACUGAACUGACUACAUUUUUCGUAGAAAAUUGGCGCCGGAUUUCUUGAAUCGACUUAUAAUAAGGGGGUGGUACUGGUGCUCGACGCAGUCCCAAGCAAUGUCAUCUUGAAACUUAAGUCGUUGUCAAUAGAGGUGACAGCAGGGUGUCAUCUAUUGGGCAUGUCGAGCACUAGUACCACCAUCAUACUAAAUAGAGACAUGGAAAUGCGAAUCAAUUCGUUCCUAUUUGCCCUUCUACCAUGGCUAAAAUUUCUACGAAUAUGACUAAAAACUAUAAAGCAAAAUAAAUUUAGGUUUUACGGUACUGUACAAAAUGCUAAUAACAUUGAUCCUAAUUAAGUCGAUAGAUAAUUCAGUUUUCAAAAUGAUACUAAGUUUUGAAGACAUUAAUAAGUACUUAAAUAUAAUGGAAUUUAAUUUAAUUUUGUACUGAACCAGAAACGUCUGCGAACGAUGCUAUUAAGCUUAGGAAUAAAUUAAAAGUGCAAAAAUUGAACUAGAUCCAGUGGUCGUGAGUUGAAGUCUCACCCAAGACGGUAAAUAUUUCCACUUAUAAUUUUAAAAUGGAAUUUGCGACUCUGCCCAUAUGUAAAGGUUUUCUGUUAGUCAACAAUUGGAUUAAACAUAAACAUGAAUUGGUGCAGGCAUUUAACACAAUUGUAUAGUAUGGGUAAGUAGGUAACUUAAACAAACAUUAUAUUAUUUAUUUUAUGAUGAUUUCUCCAUAUAAAAUUGAAAUGCAUCUCAUUAUAGAGUAGGGUAAUUCGCAAGUAUCUAGCCACCCUAUAACUAAAAAUGAAAUUAUAGGUGAAUACAAUUCAUUUUUAGUUUAGGGUGGCCAGUUACUAGCAGGUGGCCAGUUACUGGUUCAUUAGGUAUGUGUCGAUUUUGAUACGAUUGUUAGGCUCAUACUGUGACUUUUAAAUAUGUUUUCAAAAUCAUAAAAUUGUUCGUUUAAAACCAAUUAUGACAAAAAACAGAAAUCUAUAUAUAUUUCUGUUUUUUGUCAUAAUUGGUUCACCAGACACUAGUUCUUUGCCAUCUCACACCAACCUUUAAGGAUGACUCAAGCUAGAACGGUCCGGGUCCGGUUCGAAAAGCGUUUGACAUCUCGCUUUCUACGACGGGUGAUCUUGAUCUGUGCUCACGUGUUGUGUUGCUUUUUUGUAUAUAUCUAAUGGACGGCAGGCGUGGCUCACUCCGUGAUUUCGUCGCUUUGCUACAGGUAGCUAGAAGUACAUCCGUUCGACCCCAAUUUUGGGGUUUGCCAUAAGCCGCACGUGGCGCUGUCGCCAUCUACUGUGACAGACGCGUUUUGUUAGAGAGUGAGUCUUCUGUACCUAGUACUAUUAUUUAUUCUGUGCUUACGGGCACUAAAACUGGGAGGUACCUAACUACCUACUAGUUUAGCGGUGUCACUCACGAAUUCGAGCCAAUCGUGCGUCUAACGCAACUAGUUGCGACCAAUCACGGUGUAGCGGUGUCACACGCUGUACUGGCUCCACUCAUGCCCCAUUCAUAUUGGCCGUUAGGCCAGUCCUUAGAUAUACGUCAAUGGUCAGACGCAUCAGUCCGGACCCGGACUGUUCUACUUAGUGUGAGAUCCUUUAUGGUUGUUUUGGGUGGUGAGGCACCUGCAUGUUUAUAAAUUAUAAAUAAAGGUAUUUAAUUGUUAGUAUGUAUUUAGUUAAGUUUGAUGGGACUGUGAUCAUUGUAUAUUUAAGACAGUAGAAUUAUUGCUUUUUAAAUAUAUUAAAGAAAUACCAAAUGUUUAUUAGGUAAUAAUUUAGGCCCCUGCUUAGUAAAUAUGUAAUAAGUUGUGAUAUAAAUAUCUGAUUGCAAGUUAUUGUGUAAACCGGUCAUAAUUAAAUAUGUGUAUACUCAAUUAACGUUACGUAAUUUAAAAUAAGAAGAAAAUGUAGGUAUAUACAUAGGUAUGAUCGUUAAUAUAUAUGUAUACCUGCCACCCUAAAAAUAUAUAUUUUGUAUUUUUGUACUUAUACUUUGUACUUACAUAUUACAAUCACUAUCAUAUCAUCAAACAGAUAGGGCGCGUGUAUGAUGUACUGUAGGGGGCAGCACAGGAGCCCCCAGUUUAUUGGCAUGUGAACUGUAGAGGGCACCACUUACCUUGGCGUGAAGACUUCACGGUGAAGUGUCAAUGUAUACAGAUUCAGGCCACAAGAUGGUAGACCCUCCAACGCGCACGGUCCCAACAUUUGGUGACAUCUAAAGUGGCCAUAAAUGAAACAGGUGUGUGCAAUAUAUUUGGCCACUCCGUUUGGCCACCACUUGUAUUUGAUGCUGACUGUACCAAAACAACAUGCACUGGAUGCUGUUAUUCGCCAUUAAUAUAAAAUAUGUCAAAUCAUGUAAUUAAAAUUAUGACCAAGAGAAGACUUCGGAAAUACUUAAUAUAAAAUCGUAUUUUUGUAAAUAAAUAAAUUGAUUCGAUUAUUUUUA